AGACAGAAAAAAGAAAAGAAAAAGGUUUUCUUUUUCUUUGUGGACGGGAAGUGGAUCGUGCUCUCCGUCAUAAUUCCUCGGCCGAAUUGCCAAAGGGUUAGCUCUAACUCAACCCAGUCGCACCUGAAGAUCAGAUCAGAUCAGCCAGCCAGCCAGCCAGCCAGCCAGCCAGCCAGCCAGUCAGCCAGCACAAAGAUUCAUUUCAUUCAUUAUCAGCUUGCGACGACCCAAUUAGUUCUUAUUAACUCACAUUACUUACUUUACUUUACUUUACUUUACUUUCCAAUAACUAAUAACUUAUUUGACUCAGAAACUCUCUUCUUUUUCAAUUUAUGCUCAGAUCAAGUCAAUCCCACCCCAAUCCUCCAAUUCAUUCAUUCAUUCAUUCAUUCAUUCAUUCAUCCAUCCAUCCCAUCCCAUCCCAUCCCAUCCAUUUAUUCAUUCAUUCAUUCAUUCCUUCAAGAGCCUUCAACAAAUAUAUCACUUGAAAAUUCUGGGUAUGAGUAUUAAUACCUACUAUACCUUCAAAACAACAACCGUUCAGUUACAAACCACACAUCCAUACAUACACACGCACACACACUCAUCUCAAAGUCAAGCUCGACUCAAUUUCAGCCAACAAAUAAGUCAAUAAAUAAUUAAACAACAUAUAUUCCAACAUCGAAACCUCCCUCCAAAAUUUUACUCAUUCUCUCAUUCCUUCUGCCACGGGUGCUCUCAAUAUGGCACAUUUAAUCCGAUUACCACUCUCUCAUUCAGGUUCUACUGUCAAUUCACCAAUGUCCAUUCAUCAUCACCAUCUAGGCCAAGGUCCAACCUCCUUUUCCCCUCCACCCACCUCCUCUCCAGGACAAUAUAAACACCACUCACCUCUCAGCGACAUACCGAUUUCUCCUCCUCAUACUCGAUCCGCUUCUGCAGAGAAUACUGCCGCCCAAUUAGUUGAAGACUUCAGGAGAUAUUCGCACAAAUUAAGGGAUCAAUAUGAGGGGGAGCGAGCCCACAUUUUGGCAGACAGACAACGAGCAAUAGAAGUCAUAGCAGAAGAACGAGAAUUAUGGGAGAAAGAAAGAGGAAUGUUAAUUUCUCGAAUUCGAGAUCUCGAGACCCGACUGAUAUCCAAAGGAGAGAUUUUAUCACCCACUGGAGUGUUCAAUCUGGAUUUAGCAAGUUUUGGCUUUAGUCCAGCAGGAAAUAUGUUCACCAGUCCAACAGGCGUACCAAUCAUCAAAGGACCAGCAAAAGCAAAUGCAUCUCCAGGAGGUAGUGGAAGUUCAGAUUCGAAAAAAUCAUCGCAUGGUCACCAAGAAAUCAAACAAGAGUCUGGAAGAAAUGCCGAUGGAUCUCCAUUUUACGCACCAGCACCACAAAACCCGUCGAGAACAUUUUCAACAGAAUCAGAGUCACUGAGAGUUGAGGACAUUCAAGCGCCAAGACAAACACCAAUCCAAGUCAUUCAGAAAUUAACUCCAUCUGAUUUUGUUGGAUCCUCUCAAUAUAUUUCACCCGAAGUUGCAGAGUCACAUCACUAUAACGUGCAUUGGGAGAAGGAUGAGAGUAGCAAUGGGGAUAUUAUUGGUGCUGAUAGUAUAGAUAUAUCACAAAUCGCUCCACAUCUCGAAGGUGUACCAAUCAAAGCCAGCGCUGUGGAUCCAGUAUUCGUUGCUCAAGUAUUAAGUCCGAGAUCUGCCAGUCCGAGAUUAAGUCCCAACGUUAGACCGCCAGCGAGAGAUGUUGGUUUAACACUAGGGAAAGCACAUUUGGAAUCGGAGAAUAAAAGAUUAACAAUGUAUGCUGGCCAUACACCUAAUCAUUCCAUCUCACGCUUUUCGGAUUUGGUCAAGGAGAACCAAGAGUGCGAAGGGGAUGAAACGCCUAGGGGCUUCAGUGGACGUCUCCAUCGGGGGUCGCUUGCGCCAAUUCCAGAUGAGGAUGAAAGACUCGUAUUGGAUGGAAUAAAACCAGAUGAAGGAGAUGAUGAAGAACUACACGAUCGCCCAUUGACGGGUCUCUUAGGCCUUACCAAUGUUCUAGCCAGGGAUGAAAUUUUCCUCGAAGCACUGACGGAGAAAUUGGAAGAAGUAAAAAACUCACGACCGGGUAGUAAAGAAACGAGUCCAUCUGCGAGCGUAGGUAGUUUGAGCCCCAUUUUGGAGAUGAAAAGACCGAGGAACAGAUCUAUUGGUGGUGGGGGUGAAGAUGGAAGAGGCAUGGAGGGAGAGGAUGAUGAAGACGAGGAUGAGGAUGAACCUGUCGAGGUGAAGUUGAAGUUGAAGUCGAGUAUAAAUUUUGGAAGACCAAUGGGUUUUAGAUGAUUGGCUAUCGUUGAAUCUAUCAAUCUUGGCAAUCAGUGGUUUUCUUUUUGUCUUUCCUACUGGGCACGCAGACAUCCGAAUUGAUUUGACUACGAAGGACGGGCAAGAGCGCAUUUGCAUUCACGGACGGUAUGAUUUAGGAGUGCCGAAAUUGGAAAUCGCCCCUUUCUCUCCCCGAUUUAGCUUUGCACUGGGUUAGGUCGAAUCGAGCAAGUAUUCGAAAUUUGGAUGGACAGAAGGCAGGAAAGAUUGCAUCAAACUCAACUCUCAAACAGCAUGAUGAAACACCAUGGAUAGAACAUGGACGGGAUGGAAUGGGACAGGACACAUGGUCACAGCGGAUAGAUAGACGGAUGGAAAGAUACCCCUUUUACACUUUUAGCCUUUUUUUUCCCUUUACAAGAUUUCUUUUGUGUUGUCGUCAGCGGGAACAGAUUCGAUGGAUAGGAAUUCCUGCUUUCAUAUCUACAUAUCGAAUGAUAAUAUGAUGCAGUAUAGCGUAGCGCAAUGGAAUGGAAUGGAUUAAUUCGCUACGAAGUGAUAUGAUUUUAAUAUUGAGAUAGAUAUCCUUCCUAACCCGUCUAGGUGUAGGUGUAGGCAUUUGGAUAUAGAUGGAAAAAUGGAAAGAUAGUAUAGCCUCAUACCGUAUCGUGUCGCAUGGCAUCCCGUAUAGCGAUAUAGCGAAUAGCAUUAUUAGUAUACCUCUUCUUUU
Molecule: messenger RNA, 3027 nt
Organism: Sclerotinia trifoliorum
Lineage: Eukaryota; Fungi; Ascomycota; Leotiomycetes; Helotiales; Sclerotiniaceae
Source: the annotation of a GenBank genome assembly